AUGAACAUGCCACCGCCUCACGGUCACGGUCACGGUGCUGGUCACGCGGUACAUCCAGGCGUGCGUGCUUCGGCGUCUCCUUCUCCAGGCUUGAUGAACCGUCCUCAUCCUCACGGACAACAAUUCAUCCCUCAACAUCCGCAACAUCAGCACUACAUGGAUUCGCCUACUACACAAUCAACUCGUGGGCGUAAGCGCAAGCUCACGGCGCAGCAUCCGCAUCAACAGCAGCAGCUUCCCCACCAGCAACCACACCACUUGCCACGCCGUCCAUCCAUGCACAACCCUCACCAUCCUCAUGCUCAACAAGCGCAUCCGGCAGCACCUCAUGCGCAUCCUGCUCGACCACCCAUGCCAGCGUUUCUGGGGCUCAAUCUGCCACCCACGAUCGCGGAUGAGAUGCCAGAGUCCAUCUUUGAUGAUCUGGAUCGAUUGAGUCCAAGAGACAUGGCUGUUGCCAGAUACGCCAGAAAUCACGAGCUGCUCAGUAUGGUGUUUGACGCCAGGAGAAUCGAUACACUGACUCCGGCACCUUCGCCGUACGCUGAGGUCAAGACGGAAGUGCUACAGGCCAAAGUGCAGACGAUCCAGCAACAAGUGCAACAGCUGCAAGAGGAGCACGCGGAAAAGUUGAAGCAGUUGCGCGAAAGCUCGAGUGUUAGCAAGAGUAUGUCAAGGCACAAGGCGUCAGAUGGAACAGAUGAGGCGGUAGACGUGGCGACGUGGAGCGAGAACGCUUCGAGAGGAAAGAUCCUGGGUGUUGGAUUCGUGCGUGCCGAGACGCCGGACGAGAUGCGGCCGCGCAAGCCUACAGCCGAAGUUGGUGAAGCAGGUGGUGAUGAACAGAUGCAGCAGGCACAGCAGGCACAGCCGGCGGAUGCGGCAUCGCCCGCACAGCCUCAAGUGGAUGAGGCAAAGGAGGCCGAACGCAGACAGGCUGAGAAAGAAGCUAUCGAGAGGCUCAACAUUGAGCUUGGCGUUACACCUGCUCAGCCUGCGGCUGAAGUAUCAGCCGCGCCAGUGGCGCCAGCGGCUGUUGCAGUUCCCACAAUAUUAGCUGGCACUGAAAAUGCGCCGGCGGCUACUGCGCCCGAGCAAGCUCCUGCUGCUGAGACAGCACCAGCAGCAAACACAACGCAAGCAACCACCGACGAAGCUCCCCCGAAUCGAGCAUCGACAGAACCAGCUAAAGCAGCCGUAGCCGUCGCUGUCGCUGUGCCAGACACAGCAACAGCUGACGAUACAGCCAGCGCGGUGCAAGCUGUCGCCUCGCAGCCCGAAACGUUGGCCGACGAGUCAAUGCUCGACCAGCCGCCCGCGCAGGCUGAACCCGCCGCACCGGCAGAUGAACCUGCAGCGUCUGUCGUUGCACAGCCCCUUGCUGCGGCUGCAUCGGCCGCUGAAGAGUAG
Mycosarcoma maydis (corn smut) is the source of this 1410-nucleotide messenger RNA. RefSeq lists its product as uncharacterized. The coding region runs from base 1 to 1410 and encodes 469 amino acids. The transcript has a single exon. The record is from RefSeq and is a predicted model, not a curated record. Lineage: Eukaryota; Fungi; Basidiomycota; Ustilaginomycetes; Ustilaginales.